CGUAUUUUCUCGUCGUGACUCGUUUUCUGCCAUGUGCCUCUGUUUAAUACAAUUUCCUUUUAAUUGUAAACUUCACAUACAAAACAUCGAUGAAAGUAGGAAACGUAAAAUAUCAUCGAAAUGUGGGUGAUCUCUAGAAGUUUGAUUUUUUUAUUCACUGUGAGUUAGCUUGGUAUUAAGGAAAAUGGAAAAUGUAACAAACAAGAGUCCUGGUUCCGUGGAUUACAAUGAAUUUGAAGAGGAUGGAAACGACAGCGAUUUGGAGGGAAGACUUUACGCCGAGAUUUAUUAUUCCAACCAAAAUUACGACCCUGAUGAAAAUUUCGAGAGUAGUAUAAAAAAUAUCCAAGAUAUUAAAAAUGCGUGCAGUGCCAGUAACGAAACGAAUUCUAAGUAUAUUCAAAAUAACCCAAUAGAAUUAAAAAAUGCCGACAAUCCGACCAAUUCUAGUGACAAAAAUUGUACUCCCACCAAGGAGCAAAAUGACUUAGUAUCAGCAGAAAAUGAGAAGGUGUCGAGUAAUGUUGACAAGAAUUUAAAUUUACAAAAGCAAGUAAAUUUAGAAACACAAUCUAACAGUAUUCUAAGGGAAUGCUCCAACGAAAUCGUUGAUGAAUACGUAAACUCGCAAGAGACUCCGGAUAAAAAUCGCACACCGAAACAAAAAACACCCAAACAGAAGAAGAAUCAAACUCCUAAGAUAAUGAAUGAAGAAACUGAAUAUUCUUCUCCUCAAAACCUAACAAAAGCAGCGAAAUCUGCUAAUAAAAAAAAGAAAAAGUCAGAUGGAUUUCCUCAGAUUUUAAAUAAUUCGCUAACCACCCCUAAUUCCAGGAAAAGAACUUUGGGAUUUGAUAAAAUUGGUGGAGGUAGUAGCAAAAGAAGAAGUCUCGAAUCUGAUAAAAGUCUUGUAAACAGUGCAUCUAAGAGUGGAAAUGGGAAAACGGAUGGAGCUACGUUAGUGCCCGUUUCAUUGAAUAGCAGGAAGUCCUCCGGUGAUGCUAAUAUUUCAACGCUAAUUAGUCCAGCAACUAUGGCCAUUCUCUUUCCGCCAGUUUCGACAGCAAAGAAACUUACGAAGGGAAGGAAAAACAAGAAAGAACAGACCCAGACAAAAAGUAUAGCAGCAAAUCUCAAUGACAAUUCGAAACAAUCCAAAAAGGCUGAGAAAUCAAUCCAGGAGGAGGAGGAAAUCAUCGAAAUCAUCUCGACAGAUUCUUCCAAUGAUUCUUCGGAGGAGGAUCUUCCGAUUGUAGAAACCCCGAAAGCCGUGAGACAAAAGCAGAAUGAGGAAUCUGAAAAGGGAAUGCCGAUGUGGCUAGACAUUUCUUCUGAUUCUGAUUCAGAAGAAUCUAUUUUCGAAGUUCCGGUACCGCCAAAACCACCUCCUCCAAUCAUUGAUUUGAAUGACUCAGAACAUUUUUCUUCUGAUAGUGAUGACAGCAGUAGUGACGGAAUUCAUGAUUUGAAUUCCAAAUCUCAAACGAAAAAUGUUACUUUUUCGUGCUCUACAUCUGAUUCUGAAGAUUCAUCUGGCUCAGAAAAUAAUUCUAGAGUUACAAAAAAAACUAAGGUGGAUUCUGCAGAAAGCUCUACCGAGAAUUAUAGAUCUCGACUGUUUUCUGAACAGUCGAUUCCUACAGAUGGAGAAAGUUCGAAAGAUAAUUGUACAGUUGCUAAUGAAACUCGUGAGAUAAUUUCUGUAAGUAAUUCGGCGGAAAAUUCUGAUGGGAAUACAAGAUCUCGACUUGCUUCUGAGCAGUCGAAUCCUACAGAUGAGGCUUCAGAUUCUAGUUACUCUGAUUUUCCAGAGCAUGAAAAAGUGGAUUCAAUUGGAGAAAACCUGAUUUUGAACUGCACUCAAGUUCAGAAAGGUGCUAAGAGUUUGGAAGAGAUCAAGAAAAUUAGACAAGUUGCUGUCUCGGCAGAAGUAGGGGGAAGGGAAAAUAUAUCUGCAACUGAGUAUCACGAGUACGUUGAGCCACUGAAUGAUCUUGCUGGACCAAGUACUUCUAAGGCUUCUGGAUCGGUUUCAAAAAAGAAGUCGCGUAAAACGAAAGAGAGUGAGAAGUCCCGAAAAAGUAGUAAGGAGAAAACUGACGAAGAAUACUUCUUUGAGCCGAUGUUGGACAAAAUUAAGGCGUUUUACAAUGACUCUUGGGGUGGCGAGGAAUUUAGCGUGGAAGAAACCCAAAAUACGAUGCGAAAGGAUCCGAGAUGUUGGGCAAUUUUGGACGAGGAUUGGAAGCCGAGUUUGAAACGACAAAGAUACUUCCUGAAUAAAACAAAAUGCACUCUUUGUCGGCAAUCGGGUCACCUGCGGGCAAAUUGUACAGAACCCAAGAAAGGACCUAUAUGCCACAUGUGUGGAGUAAAAGGACAUUAUGAAACCAGAUGCCCUCAUAAAGUUUGCCUCACGUGUGGAACAAAGCAAAAUACUUUUAGGCAGACAUGUGAAACGUGUAGCAAGUUAACUUGCACACUUUGUCGCUCUCGUGGUCACAAAAAAGAUUCCUGUCCUGAUCAUUGGAGGCAGUAUCACCAUACUACUACCGAAGAAAACCACCACCCGCCAACGCAAGCAAUCGAGGUCAUGAAAUCAUCAAGUUCUCUCUUUUGUUGCAACUGCACGAUGCGAGGACACGAAUCAUCUACGUGUAACAAAUAUCGUUGGUCGCAACACUAUGCUACACCCCCUCACAUCACGAAUUACAACAAAUGUGAUCGGAUGUUGCCUAUCAGUAGUCCCAACCCCGUAGAAGUUGUAGAUUUUACUGAAUCUCCGGGUAAUUCGUCCCGAAAUUCGCUUAAUAACACCGAGUUUGAAAACAUUAGUUAUGAAGAGAUGUUUCUAUCUCCAACAAAAGAUUAUUCGUCCUCGACAACCUCAAAUUUCGAAACUAAUCCAGGCAAAAUACUUUUCGAACUCAAGUAUAAUAAAAUAAAAAUGAAACGGUACGGACAGUGGGGACAUAAAGUCAAAAUAAGAAAGCCUUCAAGCAAAACUCAAAGUCAGAUUGUUCUGAGUGAUUUGAAGGAUGCAAAACUAGAAGGAUUAAUCGCAGGAACUUUUAAGCCUAAACAUUUCGACAAACUGUGUUUAAUCGUGGUUUGUGAUUUUCGCAUUGAGCUUGUCUACGGUAAAAAGGUGGUCGUGAAUAUAAACCAUUAUCAAAAUUCUAUCAAAAAUUCUUUUUUUAAGAAAAUAAUUUGCUUCUGGGCGCGACUUUCGGAUGAAGAUAAGUUAAAUAUAAGAUUCAAUUUGCCAAGGAUAAAAGAGGGUCUAGUUCGUAGGUUGGACAAAUCGUUUAAAACGUUUGAAGAGCUAUCGGGCGAUGUAGAAAUGAUUUACGAAACAGCAGAAUCUUUAUCGAUUGAGUUAGAAAAGAGCGUGAGAAUUAUUUCGAAAAAAAAUAAAAGACUAAUUCGUCUUAUUCGAGACCGAGGCGAUACAAUGAGAAUACUCUCGCAAUUACUAUUCAAAAACAACUGCGCUCUGGAGAAGGAUGCUCUUCCAAAUCUUCGGAAACUGCAUACAAAUUUGCUGGAAAAUAGUGGCCUAUAUACUGCACGUGUUUCUCACGACAUAUAUAUUCAGAUAUAUUACUAUUACACUUUGAUUUUUGGCCGGUCGCGACACCCGAAUUUAGAUGAGAUGGUAAAAAAGUACGUGGCUUUGAAGAAAGGCAGUCCAAACACAUCGAUUGGUAAUUCGGUUUUGAGUGAGAAUUUAGAGGCUGCUAUUGCAGAGUGUAGUAGUGAAGAUUUGGAUCAACAACAGCAUUUUGAUCCAGAGUAUGAUAAUGAAGAGCAUGUUGAUCAACAUGUUGAUAUUGUUGAUCAAGAUUAUGUUGACCAAAAUAAUGUUCUUCAAGAUCCAGUUACACCAAGAAGAAGUUUACAUCAAAAACCUUCUCCAUCUAUUCCUCCUUUAUUAGAAAACAGUCCAUUCAAUAUUCCUCAACAAUUUUACCCCGAACAAUUGGGUUACCCUUCACCGGGUUGCAGCAACACUCCACAAACACGACCCAGUCAGUUUGAAUUGCCCGUCGACGAAUUCAUCCCGAUAUCUAAUUAUCAGCUGCGUGAAUUUCCUGAACCGAGUCCGCACUUUAAUAAUAGAAGAAGAGAUCCCAGAGAGUACGGGAGAAAUCCAAUGCACAGUUUUAAAACGUUCAAUCCUAGGGCUCCGCAAACACCCGACAGGCUCGUCAGCGAAGCUUCUUAUCUUAUGAAUAGAGCUCUUCAGUUCAAUCUACCACAUUUACAAAAAGCGGGGAUUCAAUUGGGGGAGUUGAUUAAUCAAAAUAGGGUCCAGUGGAAGCAUAUUCAUCAUUACAGGACUAUGAUUAAUUCGCAACAUCCAAGGGGUUUCAGGUAAUCCUUGACAAAUUUUAUGGUUGUUGUUUUCUACUUGAGUAUAGUAACAAUUUGUGAUUUAGAUGAACUGGUGAGCCUUCUCUUUAAAUUUGUUUCCGGGAUUUGUACAGUAAAUUUUAUUGGACUGAAUCGUUCAUCAAUCUUCAAAUUCCUUUUUUUUAUGCCUUUUUAUGAUAAGUGUUUUGUGAUUUCUUGAGAAUUGAGAACUUACGUGGAAGGAAUAGAAAACAAAAUAUUGUCUGUAAUUGAUUCGUGAAAGUGCCAGAAAUGAUCACUGAUGAAGAAACCGAUAUAAAUUCGUAUUGAUACGAUUGAUGUUUCUGUCUUGAAUUAUUUAAUUUUAAUGAAUAAAGUAAUUUGUAAUACAUAAUUUUCUGUUUGUGUUAAAUUGUUUCAAAUGAUAGUAAUUAUAUUAUUUUUAGAAAUCGGUCAACAAGUGCAGGGUUUAUGUAUUUCAAACUUCAAACUCUUUUCCCCCUUUUUUUAAGAGGGUGUCCAGCGACCUUGAAACUCUUGAAAAUCUAUAAUUCUCCUAGAAUCCAUUUAAAACCUUAGAAAAUUGGAAAUCUCCUUGAUUUUCUUACGUGAACCUUAUUGAAUUU
Messenger RNA from Belonocnema kinseyi, 4982 nucleotides. RefSeq lists its product as uncharacterized. The record is from RefSeq and is a predicted model, not a curated record. Gene Ontology annotation, molecular function: nucleic acid binding; zinc ion binding. Bases 185 to 4381 code for a protein of 1398 amino acids. The transcript is spliced from 5 exons. NCBI's taxonomy places the organism in Eukaryota, Metazoa, Arthropoda, Insecta, Hymenoptera, Cynipidae.